This is a messenger RNA of Dicrocoelium dendriticum, 1835 nucleotides long. Lineage: Eukaryota; Metazoa; Platyhelminthes; Trematoda; Plagiorchiida; Dicrocoeliidae. The record is from the annotation of a GenBank genome assembly.
UUCCCCAUGGAUUGGCAAAUCAUCCGCACUCAAAUUCACGACAGGCUGUGUGGCCCUGAUCCAUACCCGACUAUCCUGUGCGAUCUGGAGAAGGUGUUAAAUCAAGUUGUUCGCCAGGAUAAAUCAGACCGUGAUGUAGCCACAACGGAAGACUUCCGUAGACAUUUUUCGAAGCUUAUUGCCUUUUCCGAAUUGGAUUCUUCCCUGCGACAGUUGCUCAUUGAACUCAUCUGCAUUCUUGACGUUGGCACAGUUUCCAAGUGUCUUACUGACCUGUUUCUCAGACCUACAAGCGAAAUCUUCGGUACUGUUCACUGGGACAACAUUUUGGCACUUAUCAGCACUUUGACUGUUGCUAUCAAAGGUGGUGUUUCCGCAAUCAGAGGUUUGAUACGCCUUAUCUUGAAUGCCGUCUUCCAAAACCACCCUGAUUCUGGCUCCUCGUCAUUGGAUUUCCUGCAGAUCGAUGACGACCAUUUCGCCACAGAACUUAAGAAUCAAGCGGAUGCGUUCAGCUCACGCGCUUUUCAGCUAUUCUCCUCUGCAAUACUCAUUGCUCGUCAGUUGUGUUUAGAGGACGUGCGCAUAACAGGAAUCUCCUACUCCCAGUGGUGGUCGGAGACCUUUUGCACCAAGUCAUCCGACGGAGCGCAUUCCAUUUUACAAUCUCAGGCGAGCAUUGUUCUGUUGGCGGACUUACUUCUUGAACUUCUCCCAUGGGAAAGCGAUCCAUGUUUGCUAAGCAUCCAGUUACUUAAUCAGCCGUCGCGUUCCACCCUACCUGCAGCUACCAAGAAAGCCGUAACCAAAGCAACCACUUCACAUUCGGUGAGCAAGUCGGAUUCUCAGGCAGACGUGCUAGACACAACAGACAUUGUGUUUGGUGCCGAUACAUUGGCCGAAUUGCAAUCAUUCGAUGCGGCUUAUCUGGCGUCAUGUUGUCAGCGGUGGAAUGACUACGUUGAGAUUGGGCGCGGUCGUCUGGCCGAAUUACGGCAUGAAGAGAGUGGGAGAGCUGCUGCCAAAUGUGACACCAACUCCGUCGAUGUGUCUGGAUCUCGUACCUGCGGUUGGAGCGAAAUUUUUGGAUGGAUUGUUGAUAUAGCCCAACAGCUGGUAAACGGGGACACAGAGAAAUCGGAUAUACGUCUUCCUCCUUCUUUGCUGGAAGCCAACCUAUUCCGCCCACGAUACUUUCGUGAAACUCUUGUCCCCGCUAUGCUGAACGCACCUGAGUUGCAAGAAUUAUCUGAAGAAUUGCGUGUGGCCCACUCACAAUUGCUUCAUGGCAUUGAACUCCAAGGACUUGGACAUCUUCUUGCUCCCUCACCACAGACGGAUUCCAAUGUGCCUAGAACCAAGAAUAAACAAGAGUCAAAUCAACGUAAACGCACUGGCAACGUCCUCAAGAAACCCAGGGUGUCCGUACCGAAGAGGCAAAAAACUACGAAGUAGUGUUCUCGGGGAACCCAGUGGUUUCGGCCCUGCUUCAUCGGGACCAUACAUUCUCGUUGACGCAUUCGUGAUCAGCCACUUUUUGCAUUUCUUCACUUACCGCCUAUUUUCCCUGUUCAAACAUCUGGAUUCCACGUUGCAUCAUUUGAAACAAUGUCCGCUUUCCAUUCCUAGAGUGUCUUCACUCCUUUCCCAACACGAUUGCGGUUUUUCGAAUACAUUUGAGCAUAAUUGCGGAGAACACUUGCCCACGCCUAUACCCUGCAUGCCUCUUCCUUGCUCUACACUCACUGACUUUACGUUUCACGAUCGCUGCGUUCCAGAACCAACCUUUAUCUAGCACAGCCCCACAGUAUGGUAAACAUGUUGUAGCGAAAGCG